UAAUUUAUUAGGGGUUUACAGAUUAUUUUUAUUCCCACGUCAUUCCAUUUCGCGUAUAAGAGUCAAAGAGAUUACAAGGCGUCAUUUUGAUUAUAAUCAUCGUCGCACGUGGUCGUUUGUGACUUGAAUGUGUUCAAAAUGAUUUUCGUAGCUUUGCUUUGUAUUCUAGUGGUUGUGAUAUUUAUAAUAUCGUGGAUCAAGUUGUUGGGCCAGUGUAAGAGAUUCAAUGUUCCAGGACCGACACCAUUGCCAAUAUUAGGAAAUGCUCUUAUGUUUAUGGAGCAAUCUUCAGAUUUUCUGAUUCUUCUGACACGUUUGUGGGAAAAAUACGGAGAUGCGUUUAGAGUUCAUUUUUUAAUGCAUGCUCAUGUCAUUCUGAGCCAUCCAAAAUAUGUCGAGCCACUAGUGUCAAGCUCAGAAUUAAUAACGAAAGGCAGAUCCUACAUCUACUUACUAGAUUGGCUAGGCGAAGGACUUCUCACGGCGACCGGGGAAAGAUGGCGAAUUCACCGCAAAUUCUUGACGCCUGCUUUUCACUUCAAUAUACUGCAGCAUUUCUUACCAGUAUUCUGCAAAAACGCGCAGAUAUUCAAACACAAACUUCGUGAAAUCGCAGACGGCAACUCGGUUAAUAUUUUCCCAAUUGUGGCUUUGGCUGCAUUAGACAACGUUACUGAAUCCAUCAUGGGUGUAUCGGUCGACGCGCAGAAAAACAGCGAGUCUGCGUAUGUUAAAUCGAUUGAAAUUUUAUCACAAAUCGUAGCGCUAAGAAUGCAAGUUCCGAUAUUCGGAACAGACUUUAUAUUCAAUUUGUCGCCGUACAAAAGUAAGAUGGAUAAGGCAUUGAAAAUAGUGCACGGCCAAUCAGAAAAAGUGAUUGAAGCCAGGCGGCAGGAGUUGGAGAAGAUGAAUAUGACAAGCCUGAAGGACAGCAGCGAACUCGGAAUUAAAAACAGAUAUGCCUUUUUGGAUUUAUUGUUACUAGCCGAAAUUGAUGGUCAAAGGAUUGAUAAUAAGAAAAUUAGGGAAGAAGUCGACACAUUCAUGUUCGAGGGUCAUGAUACUACGACAUCAGGAAUAGUGUACAGUCUGUUUUGUAUUGCAAAACAUGAAGAAGUUCAAGAGAAGGUUUACGAAGAACAAAUGGACAUCUUAGGCGAUGCGGACGUGGACCCUACUUACCAAAAUCUACACCAAAUGAAAUAUUUAGAUUUGGUACUUAAGGAGUCAAUGAGGCUUUAUCCGCCAGUGCCAUUAAUUGAAAGAAGAAUGACGAGGGACGUAAGUAUAGCAGGUAUAAAUCUAUGUAAGGGAGAUUCGCCGAUGGUAAGCAUAUUCCACAUGCACCGGAAUCCUGAAUUGUUUGAAGAUCCUCUGGAGUUCAGACCGGAGCGUUUCAGUACUAAUUCCACCGGCAGCCCUUUCAGUUGGAUCCCGUUCAGCGCAGGCCCUAGAAACUGCAUCGGUCAAAAAUUUGCCAUGAUGGAAAUGAAGGUGACCAUAUCGGCGAUAGUCAGAAAAUACAAGUUGCUGCCAGUAGAUCAUGAACCGAUGUUGACCGCAGACCUCAUACUGCGCUCCAAGAACGGAGUGUGCAUUCGUAUUUUGCCCAGAGCUGAAAACUAAUUACAGCCAUAAAAACGAGAGGAGUUCAUUUUGCAUAUCCAGAGUUAAAAAUCUUUGCUAUUAGCCACAUAUAAGAAGAAAAAAGCACUGUAUAUACUUAGGUUUAAAGGUUUUGUAUUCUUCAAUUCACUACUAAUUAAGUGAGGUACUAUAAACGGAAGAAUUUUCAAAUAAAAGGAAAUACUGUUUUAUUUAUCAAAAUAUGGGUCUAAAUUGUCUUUCGCAUUUCCAUACUAUGUCAGGUGAUUAAAAUGUUCAAAAACAGGCCACAGAAUAUAACCUUUCAUAGAAUAUUAGUUAAGGUAAAUAAUUAGGUAAUAAAGUAUCAAAAUUGAACUAUAACACAUAAUUAUUUAUAAUACAAUAUAAAUCUAAUUUCUAGAAUCAAAACUGUUUAAUUUCGUUGCAUGCUUUUGCAAUGAUACCUACUAACACUAAAGCGGUAAAAACUUGGCUAACUGGCAUUUUCCGGUGAGUGGCAUUGCGACUUUCUAAUCAAUCGUUGGUUAACAAAUAAGGAAGUCCAUAAUUUUGCCAACAGGAGAAUAACGUAGUUUUUUUUAUUAAUUAAUGUUAUGCGGCCAUCAAAGCUGUCCUUCGAUUACAACGCUCGUCAUUGCCAAAACACGGAUAUGCCUCUGUAGACAGAAUAUGGCCCCUUGACCUUAAUGACUUAAACUUAUAUUCUAAACAUUUUUUUUCUGCACCUACGUACUAUAUUAUAACAUAUAUAGUACGUAGGUUACAUUAUAACAUAAAGUUUUUUUUUACAAAUUCAAAUCGCGCGGGUUAUUGAAAAUGCUUUAUCGUAAAAAACCUCUAUGAUCGAUAGUACAGAUUUAUUGAAUGACUUAUAUUUUUUGUGAUUUAUUUCUGGGCAGGUGGGUGCUCGUGCACCUACUUGCACCCUCUGCCGGCGCCCAUGCUUCUAAAUUGCAUCAACCGGUUCGUCACAUGGAAUUAGAUGCUGACGAUCAUGACAAAUAAUCUUUUGGUCGUCAAAUAUAUACUGCGAGUACAGUGCUUUUAUAAUAAAUAUUAAGCAGGUUCAAUAAUUACCUAUAUUGCAGGUAAUAAAAUAUAUGGAAUGCAUUUUAUUAUUGUGUAGGCACGGCGACAUUUGCAACUCGUAGGUACCAUAGUUUACGAACAUACUUUAUUUUAUAGUGUGAUGUCAUAUUUAUGUUUAUGCAAAAUUAAAAUUAACGAUAUAUUUUAAUUAUAAUUUUAUUGGUACAGAAAUAUGUUAAUUGGUAGUAGAUUUAGGCGAUAUACGUAAUUCAAUGAAAUGUGUAUAAUAAAAGUAUUUUUUGUUUAA
Messenger RNA from Manduca sexta (tobacco hornworm), 2944 nucleotides. RefSeq names its product cytochrome P450 4d2 (gene Cyp4l6). Lineage: Eukaryota; Metazoa; Arthropoda; Insecta; Lepidoptera; Sphingidae. The record is from RefSeq and is a predicted model, not a curated record. The transcript is spliced from 11 exons. Gene Ontology annotation, molecular function: iron ion binding; heme binding; oxidoreductase activity, acting on paired donors, with incorporation or reduction of molecular oxygen. The coding region runs from base 139 to 1626 and encodes 495 amino acids.